AGAAGGAAACCGUUCUCUUCUCCCGGAAAUGAUUCCCACCGCCAAGAAGAGGCAGCGCACCAUCGCCACCGUCACUAACUCCUCCUCCUUCUCCGAUACAUCCCUAACCGAAAUUUCCCAAAACCGCCACCGUCAUUCUAUGAGCACCACCGGCGACGUCCUUUUCUUCAACGACGCCUCCACCGCUGACGUCGUCCUCCGCCUCUUCAUCGACGCCGUCGAACCCGUGUCGAUCUCCGACCUCCACGUGUACCUCCACUCCGACAUCCUCCGCCGCUCCAAAUACUUCUCCGCCCUCUUAUCUGACCGGUGGAUCGGCCAGGUCCAGCCUCAUCCUCCGCCGCCGGAAAAUUCCUCCUCCGACCGCGAAUUUUUCCGGCUCAAUCUCGGAGUUCCGCCGAAUCCUGGUUCGAUUCAGUCGCAUCUCACGGUGCUGGAACUGCUCUACACGAACGACUUCGCAGACGUCAUUGACAGCGUGUCCACCGCGCUGGAUCUGCUUCCGGUUGCGCUGGAAUUGCUGUUCGAGGAGUGCGUUCGUUCGUGCGUGAGUUUUCUGGAGGCAGUGCCGUGGACGGAGGACGAAGAGAAGAGAGUGCUGAGCUUGAUCCCAUUCCUGAGCGAGGAAGAGUCUAAAGAGCUUGUCGCUAGGGUUUCACCGGUUGGGGAAGAUUCGUGUGAAGUGAUGCUGCAAGGUUUGGUUUCGUCAGCGAUGAACAAUUAUCAAAACACGGCGUUUGUGAAGGCGUUUGUGGGGAAGAUAUUGAGGGACUUGUCGUCGAGGGAAUCGGCGAAGAGGGUGUUGGAGAAAGCGUUUAAAAGGAGCUUGAAGACGGUGAAGGAGUCACUGGAAGACUAUUCGAGCCCUGUGUUCAGAGGAGACCACAAUGAAACGGAAGCGAUUCAGAGGUUGAAUCUGCACAAAGCUUCCACUAAUGGGAAGCAUCUUUUGUGGUUAGUGGAGAGGAUGAUUGAGUUAAGGGUUGCUGAUGCUGCAGUCAAAGAAUGGAGCGAGCAAGCGCCUUUCACUGCUGAUUUGCAGAGGGCAUUCCGCGAUGAUGCCUGGAGGAACAUUGUGCCUGGCCUUCCUGCUGUCAUGCUUCGAUGUACCUGCAAGCUUGCAAAUGCAGUUAGUUCCGGCACCAUUUUGGCUUCUAGACAGGUGAGAAAGAAACUCGUAGAAGAUUGGCUUCCCGUUUUGGUUGUAUGCAAAGACAAUGUUUCACCAAUAUCACCGAGCAACAAAUCGUUAUAUUUGGAGCUGGAAGAAAUAUUUUUGCGAAUCAUCUCUACAUUGCCCAUGUCAGAUGCUCAAGAAUUGUUGCAGCAGUGCCUCAGCUUUUCAACCCGAAACGUUGAAGAUUGUCCUCACUUGGUGACGGCAUUCAACACCUGGUUCCGGCGUGCAGCCCAACCCCUCAAACCAGAUUGUCUCUUUGAUCAAUGAGAGGUCUGUUUUGUUGUGACUGUUGGUCGGCUUGUCUAAUAUUGUGCAUUUGUGUAUUACUAACUUCGUCUUCAGAAAGUUUAACAUUGUACAUAUAAAUCGACACUUAAGACCUUACCCUUUAGGAUGGUAGACGUAGCUGUUUGCAUAGCUAGUGGGAUCCUUGGAAUGCGGUGCUCGGGAAAUUAUAGGUCAAAAUGAAAAUACCAGCUU
Gastrolobium bilobum is the source of this 1660-nucleotide messenger RNA. Its product is annotated as BTB/POZ domain-containing protein At3g05675-like. The transcript is spliced from 2 exons. The coding region runs from base 29 to 1447 and encodes 472 amino acids. NCBI's taxonomy places the organism in Eukaryota, Viridiplantae, Streptophyta, Magnoliopsida, Fabales, Fabaceae. The record is from RefSeq and is a predicted model, not a curated record.